Aphis gossypii (cotton aphid) is the source of this 2293-nucleotide messenger RNA. RefSeq names its product E3 SUMO-protein ligase PIAS1-like. NCBI's taxonomy places the organism in Eukaryota, Metazoa, Arthropoda, Insecta, Hemiptera, Aphididae. The record is from RefSeq and is a predicted model, not a curated record. The transcript has 2 exons. Gene Ontology annotation, biological process: regulation of transcription by RNA polymerase II; protein sumoylation. Bases 517 to 2166 code for a protein of 549 amino acids. Gene Ontology annotation, molecular function: zinc ion binding; SUMO ligase activity; transcription coregulator activity.
UUCAUUUAAUAGGUUCAUUUGGGUUUUUUCAUACAAAUAGACAAUCUUUCGAUUCAUUUUUUUGGAUUCAAUUUUUUAUAUUGUCUUUAUUAUUGACUGUAGAGCGUCACCCUUAACUAGGCAAAUAAGUAAUAAUUAUUCAGUUUUUUUUUUUAAAAAUAAAAUAAUAAUUAUAUCUUAUUUAUAAUUAUUAGUAAUAUAAUUAUGUUAUGCUAGCUGUAAACUUGAAGAAAAGUACAACUCUUUAACUAACUUGAGUUUGCAUUUUUGAGCUUAAAUAGACAUGUAGUAUCCAAAAAAAUCAAAUUGAUUUGUCCCGAGACAAGCUUUCAAAUAUUUGUCUCCCUUUGCAAGACUUUAUCUGGUUAAGUACCAUAGUUUUAAUUUAUCACAAAUCUAAAAAAGUUACUGAUAUAACAUCCCAUAUUAUAUAUUAUAUUUUAAAGAUGAUGAAUUUAUUCUUAUUAUGUGAUUAUUACCUACAACUAUAAAUUAAAAUUUUUUUUUUUAGUGACCAUGAAUAUGAAUAAUUACUCCGUUGACGAAGGUGAUAGAACCAUGCUGAACAGUUUCCGGCUUAUUGAUCUGCAAACACUAUUGGGAGCUUUUGGUCUAUAUGCAAGUGGACAAAAAUCCGAAUUAAAAGAUCGAGCACUUGAAUUGUUAAGGACUAGACCAGCUUACAUUAACAUUCCAGCAUAUAUAGCAAAAAUAUAUGAAAUUUAUCGUUCCUUGAAUUUGCCUACUGAUGAUAAUAGUAUUAUAUUGCGCAGCUUAUUACAGAAACCAUCAAAAAGAAUAUACCAACCACUACAAUAUCCUCAUCAAUCAACGCAUAUGGUACAAGCUGAAUUACCUCAAGUUAUGCCCACUAUGCAAAGAGGCAUGUAUGGUAAUCACAUAUCAAAUUCUAUUCCUGCUAACAAUAUGGUCAAUAAUAACACUCAGUAUAUAGCUGCUGGCAAUUAUGAACCAUCCAGAACUAGUACCACAGUGUCAUAUCAAUUAUCCCCAAAAACACAAAUUAGUAUUGUAGCACAAGAUGCAUUAGGAUUAGGAACAUCGGCUAGCGGAAAUAAUUCUUGCACACCAUCUAUUGAAACUGUAGCUCAAAUUAAAUUCGAAAAGCUACCAUUUUAUGAAGUUAUUGAUGAAGUCAUUAAGCCAACUCUUCUAACUGGCACGGGCACAUGUACAUUAUUAAACGUUUCUAGAGAUAUGAAAGAAGAUAAAUUCAAACAUACUCUGUCACUCGAACAUGUCAAUCUCGUAGCCACAAAUCGUGAUAUUUCUCAAGGGAAAAAUGAAUAUCGUAAUCAGUUCCAAAUUCGAAUUUGUCAGUUGAUAGAGCCUGUACCUAAUGAGUCACCAGAUUACAUGCCUCUUGGACUACACAUACGAGUUGGUGGGAAAGCCUGUCCAUUACCACCAACUGCUCCUAAUACUCGACCAGGAACUGAGUCUAGACGAACUGCAAGACCUAUCAAUUGCACUGAAAUUUUCAAACUUUCUCCAAUAGUUGCCAAUAACAUCACAAUUAAUUGGAUUCCUGAUGGAAAAAAAUAUGUUUUUGCUAUGUUUCUGGUAAAAAAAUUAACGGUGGACACAUUAAUAAACAAACUUCAAGACAAAGGUGGGAGGAUUUCAGAAGGAACCCGAAACUAUAUAAUUCAAAAGUUAGCAGAUAAUGAUCCAGAUUUAGCUACUACUUCUUAUCGUGUUUCUUUGGUGUGUCCAUUGAGUAAAACUAUAAUGAAGAUACCUGCAAAAUCUAUAAAUUGUGAUCAUUUACAAUGUUUCGAUGCUAGGACGUUUCUUUUAAUGAAUGAGAAGAAGCCAACUUGGAUGUGCCCAACAUGCAAUAAACUUUGUUUGUAUGACGAUAUAGAAAUUGAAAACUACUUUUUAGAAGUUCUUUCAAGUUCAACACUUAACAACUGGAGUAAAGAAAUUGAAAUUUUGGCUGAUGGCACAUGGAAAGCUUUUAAAGAAACAAAAAGCACCAGUAGUAGUCAUACUAAAGUAAAACAUAUUGAUUGUGUGGAUUUAGAUAGUAACGAUGAAGAACCACCAACAAAAAGAGACAAGUUGGAAAAAAAAAAUCAAGUACAGCCGCAACAAGCUGGUACCAGUUCUGAACAAGGAGUAGUAAUUGAAAUAGACUGAACGACUGAAGCCUCCUAAUUUAUUUUUAUUUAUUUUUUUAAUAUUAUUAGUAAUUUUGAUAGUAUAAGCUUUUAAAAUUAAUGUAGUUUAAUCCAUGUACAUAUCAAUAUAUUUAUUUUGAUUUUUA